UCCAUGCCGGCCUAACCAAACUAUUGCUUGUGUACUAACCUAAUUUAAAUUUCACUUUUUAUACUAACAAAUGACUAUAUUUUGUCUGAAGACUGAUAUUUACGGUGAUGGCUGGAAAUUUGGAUGACUUAGAUCUUCAACAUUCAGAUGAUGAUGGGCAGUUGCCAGCUGAUCAUAACAAGCUUCUUGGAGCUGUCUCUCAGCUUUAUGAAAAGAAAAGAGUAAAAGCUCCAACACGGAAGGAGCCUAGUCUAGAAGUUUCAGAGUUCCACUUAAGUCAGCCAGACAAGAAGCAGGGUCGAGUCAAGGUUACAGAGCUUGCUAAGGUGCUCAACAAACGAGCUGUCCAUGCAGAAAUCGGCCAUAAACUAAAAGUAGCUCGUAAACGAGCUAGAACUUUGCCUAGGCCGUUGGAAAAAUAUCAUGCUGACCAGAUAACUCGAGCAGCGGGAUACGAGCAUGCCAAGAGACAACUAAAUCGCUGGGAUGCUGUGGUCUACCAGCACAAAGUUGCUGAACAACUGCGAUUCCCGCUUAAAAAUGAAACUGUCAGAGUUCACCAGGAAACUACAGAUGUUUCAAAACUAUUUCGGAUAUCAGAUGUUCCGUACCCAUUCACCAGUGUGAAGGAGUACGAGGCAGUAUCAGAGCCCCUCUGGGUGCUACCUGGGUGCCCCAGACAGCCCAUACCAAGCUGA
Messenger RNA from Macrosteles quadrilineatus (aster leafhopper), 698 nucleotides. Its product is annotated as U3 small nucleolar RNA-associated protein 14 homolog A. Gene Ontology annotation, cellular component: small-subunit processome; nucleolus. Lineage: Eukaryota; Metazoa; Arthropoda; Insecta; Hemiptera; Cicadellidae. Gene Ontology annotation, biological process: rRNA processing. The record is from RefSeq and is a predicted model, not a curated record. The transcript is spliced from 5 exons. Bases 108 to 698 code for a protein of 196 amino acids.